AUGUCAUCCGUGGUGAAGGUAGCUUCUCAAGAGAACCAUGAGGAGAGCAACAAUGAACGGCUAGAUUUAAUUCACCAUAUGGAUCCAAUAGCCACAGAUAUGUUACUCCCUAAUGAGACUUUUCUCGAAGCUGCCAUUUCUCUCAAGGACCAGGUAGUUGAGGUGACGAGGAAGAGAGAUGGUAAUAUGGGUACGGGUAUCGACCCGACGGUGUAUACGGGUUUGCUUGGGACAGCUUUCACUUGCUUGCGGUCGUACGAGGUAACCGGUAAUGAGCAGGACCUGCUAUCGUGCUCCGAGAUUGUUGACAAGUGUUCCGUUUCCGCAUGUGCCUCCUCCAGGAGCAUAACAUUCUUAUGUGGAAGAGGAGGAUUAUAUGCACUUGGAGCCGUGGCCGCAAACUACAAGGGGGACCAUCAAAGACGUGACUUCUUUUUGAAUCUCUUCCUUGAGGUUGCACAAGAGAGAGCCCUCCCCAUUGGACCUGAGGAAGGUGGUUUUGGCAUGUCAUACGAGCUUCUGUAUGGGAGAGCUGGGUUUUUAUGGGCUGCUUUGUUCAUAAACAAGCAUCUUGGUGAAGGGACACUGCCUAGUGAUCUUCUGAUGCCUGUUGUUGAUGCUGUUUUAGCUGGGGGCAGGGCAGGGGCAUCUGAUAAUGCAGCUUGCCCACUGAUGUACAGAUGGCAUGGAACAAGGUACUGGGGUGCAGCCAAUGGCCUUGCUGGAGUCUUGCAAGUGCUACUUCACUUUCCUCUCUCCAAAGAGGAUGUCGAGGAUGUUAAGGCAACUUUAAGGUACAUGAUGAGCAACCGUUUCCCUCGUAGCGGGAAUUACCCUUCAAGCGAAGGAAACCCAAGGGACAAAUUGGUGCAGUGGUCUCAUGGUGCAACUGGCAUGGCCAUCACCCUCUGCAAGGCAUCUGAGGUGUUUCCAAAUGCUAGGGAGUUCCGAGAUGCUGCGAUAGAAGCAGGGGAAGUUGUUUGGAAGAAUGGGUUAGUGAAGAAGGUAGGCCUUGCUGAUGGGCUGGCAGGAAACGCUUACGCCUUUCUUUCCCUUUAUCGUCUUACUGGAGAGAUCAUAUAUGAGGAGAGAGCUAAGGCAUUUGCAAGCUUCUUGUAUCAUAAUGCUAUUGAACUUGUGAACAUCGGGCAUGCUCGUGGAGCUGAUCAUGCAUAUUCUCUUUUUCAAGGACUAGCUGGGACUGCUUGCCUUUGGUUUGACCUUCUCAAACCUGAAAGUUCCAGGUUCCCAGGUUAUGAACUUUAA
Messenger RNA from Dovyalis caffra, 1266 nucleotides. NCBI's taxonomy places the organism in Eukaryota, Viridiplantae, Streptophyta, Magnoliopsida, Malpighiales, Salicaceae. The record is from the annotation of a GenBank genome assembly.